Molecule: messenger RNA, 2804 nt
Organism: Galeopterus variegatus (Sunda flying lemur)
Lineage: Eukaryota; Metazoa; Chordata; Mammalia; Dermoptera; Cynocephalidae
Gene: TSPYL1
Product: TSPY-like 1
Exons: 1
Coding region: 90-1379 (429 amino acids)
Biological process (GO): nucleosome assembly
Cellular component (GO): chromatin; nucleus
Molecular function (GO): histone binding; chromatin binding
Source: RefSeq, a predicted model, not a curated record
AGAGGGUGAGCGGUGUAAGCGGCGGCUAGUCCCGAGCAAGGCUUCUGUGAGGAAAACAGGCGUUCAUCUACCGUUGCUUUGUUACCAUCAUGAGCGACCUGGAUGGGGUCGAGAGGACCUCUCUCCCCCAAACCCGCAGCCUCACUAUUGCCGACCAUGACCCGGGAGACUCGGACCCACACCAGUGCCUGACGCUCCGGGAGGGAACCGAGGCGACACAGGUGAUGGCGGAAACGGGUGAGGGAAGCUUGGAGACCGUCGCGAUCCCACCGCCUCAGCUUUCAGAGGAGGGGGGAGUACCGUCGGAUCCCGCGGACUGUGGCCAUACUACACUGACCCGAGUCGACGGGGGUCGCAGCCACGUAGCGACCAAAGGCGGGCAGGAAGAGGCUCCGCCUCCCACGGUGGGCCUGGAAGCAGCCUCUUUGUUGGCGGCAACUGACAGCAGCCCGGAAAAUGGCUUUCAGGAUGGGGGGAAGGCCCUAGAAGCCUGUGGCGCAGAGUGGUCGGGGUCUGAGGUGAUGGCGGGGGCGAAGGCCGCGGAAGUGGCGACCGAAAAGAACGUCACCUUCCCUGUAGCAAUGGAUGCGGAGAAGAGGGCUGAGGUGGUGCUGAAGGAGGGAGUGGAAGAGGAGAUGCAGGUGGAAGAGAAGCCCGUGGAUGAAGAAGUAGAAGUGGUGGAGGAAAAUAGAGUGGAAGAGGAGGUGAAGGAGGAGGCAGGGCCCUGGCCUCUGAAUGUGGCUCUCCGCAUGAAUCCUCUGGAGGCCAUCCAGUUGGAACUGGACACUGUGAAUGCUCAGGCUGACAGGGCCUUCCAACAGCUGGAGCACAAGUUUGGGCGAAUGCGUCGACACUACCUGGAGCGGAGAAACUACAUCAUUCAGAAUAUCCCGGGCUUCUGGAUGACUGCCUUUCGGAACCACCCUCAAUUGUCCCCCAUGAUUAGGGGCCAAGAUGCAGAGAUGUUAAGGUAUAUAACCAAUUUGGAGGUAAAGGAACUCAGACACCCUAGGACUGGCUGCAAAUUCAAGUUCUUCUUCCGAAGAAACCCCUAUUUCAGAAAUAAGCUGAUUGUCAAGGAAUAUGAGGUCAGAUCGUCUGGCCGGGUGGUGUCUCUUUCUACUCCAAUCAUAUGGCGCAGAGGACGUGAACCCCAGUCCUUCAUUCGCAGAAACCAAGACCUCAUCUGCAGCUUCUUCACCUGGUUUUCAGACCACAGCCUUCCAGAGUCUGACAAAAUUGCUGAGAUUAUCAAAGAGGACCUUUGGCCAAAUCCACUGCAAUAUUACCUGUUGCGUGAAGGAGUCCGUAGAGCCAGACGUCGCCCAAUAAGGGAGCCAGUGGAGAUCCCCAGGCCCUUUGGGUUCCAGUCGGGUUAAACUUUGCCCUUGACAGUACUCCUGCACAAGGUCCCCUACCACCUCAUGCUGGAACUGUGCUUGGGAAACAGCAAUGGGUAUGCUUUUUUUGUUUUGUUUUAAUUUUUUGCUGACCUUUCUGCAUCCUCUCUUCCUCUGGAUAUUCAGUUCUUUCAACCUCAAGAUUGAGACUGUCGUGGACAUGGUUCUCCACUUCCACAUUGCCUUCAUGCUAUUCUGCAUUAAUACUGUGUGUUGCAUGGCCACUGUUCACACUGCUUCUAAGCCAAGCAAAUGAUGCUGUAAGAUUGCACUGCCUUUAUCUACACUUCUAGGGGCCCUGUGUUCCCAGGGCCUCCGAUCUGCUUACUGCCACCUGCUGUCUGCUGUGCAUCUAGCAGUAGAGGCACAUGGCCUGUGGACAGUUACUGGACAUUAAUGAAUCAAGGAAGAGAAGCAAUGGGGAACUUGUUCUAUGUGAUUUAUGCUACUCCAUCCUGCACCUCUGGUCACUUAUUGCUGCCUCCCACUAGCUAUGCCCACCUGCCUUGGUUUCUGCCAAGGUCCCUUUCUCUGUCUCUCCCCCCUUUUCUCCUAUCUCUUAAAAAAAAAAAAAAAUGACGGCUUAGGAACAUCUGCAAAAGCAGGCUUUUUAGUUUAUUUUAGUUGUUUCAUUUACGGAGACAGAGAGGUUGUCCUGUAAAAUAUACUGUUAGAGCUCUUUUUGUCCUCUUUGCUCUCUUCCCAACACACCAGCCCCUUUAGCAAGUCCUAGAAGGUUUAAAGGAGACAGAUCUAGAUAGAAUGAAAGGUGAGGUAUAGUUUAUAGUAGAGGGAAGAACUAAGAGAUCGUGUUUGGUGCCCUUAGCAGGGGAAACUGAACAAAAAGCCUGAACAAGAGUUCUUUAAAGAAACACACACAGUGCAACUUUGGAUGCUUUCUCUCUUGUUUUUAUUUGGCCUAAUUUAUGUGAAGGUUAAUACUGUGUCCUUAUUUCACUAGUAUUUAGUAAAAUCUUAUUUUCUGUGUUUCUACUUAUUGGGAAAAUUGAACUAUACAAUCUUUCUUUUGCUUUCAACUGGGAACAUUUAGAAGAAUAACAGUCUUAAUUUGCUGUCCAAUAUAGAGACUUAUGUGAAUAUUUAUAACAGUUUUCAACUUGUUCUACUCUGUUAAACUGUAUUCUUAGAAACAUAGUUUGAAUAACUUGGUGUCUACCAGACUUGUCAAAUUGUUGUCUUCAUGGAAAAUUAAUCUACAAAAAUGUGUGGCUUGUUUGAUUGUCUCACUUGGUAAUUUGCCCUGGUAACAAUUUAGUAAUUGAUGUGUCUCUUUUCCUAAAUUGCAUAAAUACCUGUGAGAAUACUCUGUCAAAUUGGAAGUGUACCACUGGCAUAUUUAUCUUCCUUUACUUGCAUGAUGGUUAAAAUAAAAGCAUGUCACUA